AUGACUUCAGAAUCAUUGCAAGUGGUGGCUUCGUCUUUUGACCAAUCGGGCCAGAUCCUGGCUUCAGUUAUCCCUUCUUUGGACAUUCAUAAGUUAAGAAUUCACAACGUGUCUGCUAGUUCUAACGAGGGAUCUCAAAUCUCCGAGCACUCGUUUGAUAGAGGCGUCACUGUUCAGUGUUUAAAGUGGAUCUCGCUAUCGAAAAACCAACCGAAAAAGAAGAGAAAGAGAGUUUCGGGUGUUGAUAACUCGACUAACAGCCUUGAGGACUCGUUGGUUGCUCUUGGUACAAACAAUGGAUCUAUUUUAUUAUUUUCUCCUGCUACUGGCUCGGUGGUCAAUACACUGACUGGCGGCCACUCUUUACCAAUAACCGGUCUUUCUACCUCGAGCACACUGCUUUUGUCGUGUGACUCUAACGGAACCAUCUGUGAAUGGAAUAUCAACAAAAAAUCUCUUUUGAGAACGUUUACUUCAUCUGAACCUGAUGUGAACUUGGUAUAUCCUGGUCCUGAAGACCAGCAACUGCUAUUAGCGUCUACAAAUGUUUUCCUGGUCGACCUGGCCAGCUCGGCCGCUUCAAAACUGCCUAAAUCAGCUAUUAUUAAGACAUUCCCAGGUUUCGUUCAUCCAGUUUCCGAUGUUCUAUUUCCCAGCUCGAACCAGGAACUGUUCCUGUGCUCAUCUAAGAACGAGCGUAACAUUAGUGUUCUUUCUCUUUCUGGCAACAAACCUAGUAGCAUUCUUGUGUCACAAUCGGAUGUGGAAUCCAUUUCCCUUAACGAAGAUGACAGUGCAUUGGCUGCUAUCAAUGACGAUGGUCUGGUCGAGAUUUUCACUAGCCCAUUAGACGCUACUAAUGCCGUUGCUGCUGCUGGUAAUAACAGUAGACGCAGUAGAGGCAAGUCUUUAACCAACUCAACAAAAUCAUCGAUUCAAAUUAAGAUUACUCGACCAGCCCCUUCAAAAGAGCUUGUCAAGGUGAGUCAAGUUGUUUUCCACGACGAUCAUAUCACUCUCAACUGGCUUGAAAAUGCUUCGGUACCAGUUUUCGAGCAAGUUCGUUGGAAAGACGAGGAUGGCAAGCCUUUGUCAGGACUUAUUGAGAUUACUAGAGCCAGAAGAGUUCCGGGUCUGGACGAUAUUACCGGUAAAUCUGCUAGAGGUAAUGAUAAAGCUGCUCCUACUACUUAUAAUGAAGCGACUGCCGUUGUUACCAGUGGAAAGGACGUUCACAAUCUUGAAAGUGAUAAAGAAGGAGAUGAAAAUGACGAUGAUGAUGAGGAUGACGAUGAUGAGGAAACUCUGGCUGAUAGAUUAGAUGCCCUGAAUACCACCUCCAGCGACUCGAAACUGAACGGAUCGGCCAAGUCUGCCACCAAGUCAAUUCCCAAGGCCGAGUUUGCUACUCCUGGUUCAUUCGCAGUUAUUCUUAAUCAAGCCCUGAGAACCAACGACAGAGCGCUCUUAGAAUCGUGUCUUGUGAACCGUGACGAGACCAUGGUCAAAGUUUCUGUUCAAAGACUCGACUCUUCGCUCGCAGUUACUUUCUUAGAAAGACUUGCUGAGAAGCUUGCUCGUUCACCCUCUCGUGCUGGUCAAUUGAAUAUUUGGAUUAAAUGGGUCAUGAUUUCUCAUGGUGGUUAUCUCGUCACACUUCCCAAUCUACUCAAGACACUGUCGUCACUUCACUCUACAGUUUCAGAACGUGUUACCACACUUCCUCGACUACUUGCACUUCAAGGACGUCUGGAGCUUCUAAACUCACAAAUGGAAAUCCGACGCGACUUGCUUGCUGAAUCAAGAAGAGCCGAGGAGGACGAUAAUGAAGAAGAAGACGAGGCUGCUGUCGAAUACGUUGAAGAAGGUACAUAUAUCAUGAACGGGGAAGAAGACUUUGACGACAAUGAUGACGACGAAGACGCCGAUGACGACGAUGAAGACCUUGUCGACGACAUCUCUGCUUUCACUAACGGCACUGCUCAAGACGACUUCGAAGAGGACAUUAUCAUGGGAGACGAUGACGAGGGUUACAGUGACCUUGAGGCUGUCGAAACCAUGGCUGGAGACGACGACGAGGACGACGACGAAGACGACGAAGACGAGAUCGAGCAGCUCGUGUCGAAACCCAAAAAACCAAACGGACGGGCCAGACGCUAA
Molecule: messenger RNA, 2160 nt
Organism: Sugiyamaella lignohabitans
Lineage: Eukaryota; Fungi; Ascomycota; Dipodascomycetes; Dipodascales; Trichomonascaceae
Gene: UTP5
Product: Utp5p
Exons: 1
Coding region: 1-2160 (719 amino acids)
Biological process (GO): maturation of SSU-rRNA from tricistronic rRNA transcript (SSU-rRNA, 5.8S rRNA, LSU-rRNA)
Cellular component (GO): nucleolus
Molecular function (GO): protein binding
Source: RefSeq, a predicted model, not a curated record